Molecule: messenger RNA, 3659 nt
Organism: Cuculus canorus (common cuckoo)
Lineage: Eukaryota; Metazoa; Chordata; Aves; Cuculiformes; Cuculidae
Gene: TNFAIP2
Product: TNF alpha induced protein 2
Exons: 12
Coding region: 153-2228 (691 amino acids)
Biological process (GO): exocytosis; exocyst localization
Cellular component (GO): exocyst
Molecular function (GO): SNARE binding
Source: RefSeq, a predicted model, not a curated record
CCAGAGCGGGAGGAGGGAUUUUCCCAGCCACGGGGCUCCCCGCGGGUCUCCGCCUUCUGCUCCCUCCCCUUAUAGCGCGGCUGCCCCGGGGCUCCGCAGCCAGCGCCGCCCGCAGCCAGCGCCGACGGGACCCGCCGCGCAGCUAGAAGGAAAUGAUGAAAAUGUUACCUUUUUUCCAAAGUGGUCCUACUGGAAUACGCAAUGGAUCAGAGGGUUGCAUUGGUGUAAACAGGCAGCUUGCAAACCCUUUGACAUCAGUAGCUGAGCAAGUCCCGGCCUGUUCUGAACCUUCUGGGGACAAGUUCUGGUCCAGAGACCAGGAGAAGAUGAGUAAAAGGCCAGAGACAGCCUGCAGAGCCUCACGUGCAUCUUCCAUCACAAGCAAUGAGAGCUACACCUCUGCUGGGGACAGCCCUGAAAAGGCGAAGAAAGGAAUAAAAGAAAUCCUUACAGGUGCAUUUAAGAAGAUUAAAAAAAACAAGCCACCCAGUGUCAAACAAAUCAUGGAUCUCCUUGAAGAACAAAAGCUUUGCGAUGCUGCUCAGCAUCUUAUUGUCCUGGAGAAGAGCCUGUCUAGCAAAAGUGAGGAGGGACUGAAUGCCAGUCAGCAAGACAUUGAGUGCGUCUAUGAAGUUCUGAAGCACAAAGUCUUCAGCAUCUUGAAAGACUCAAUCCUUCUCGCAAGAACAAACCUAGAACUGCUGCAGCAGGCAGUAGAGGCACUGAAAGAGCAGGAGAAAGAAGAUCAGAACUAUGCAUUAGAGAAUCCACCUGACCAAAACAAGCCAUUUAGACCUAGAAAAUGGAAGGAGCUUUGGAUGGCUACAGUAAAGGAGUCAGUGGAGACUCAAAUGAAAGACACAAGUCGUACUCCUAAAACUGAGAACCUCUCUACAGUUGGCCAGAACCUCCUGCACAUGGGGAAAACAAUGAAAGAGGACUUGACAAUAGUUGUAAAGUACAUUAAACAGCUAUAUCCUCCUGAGUUUAGCGUUUUCAGCACAUAUGCAGUACUCUAUCACAAUUAUUUUGCUGCCCAAGCAAAGAAAAAUGCUGAGUCUCAACUAGAAGACAAGGAUAUUUACCUUCUCCUCUCCUGGGUACACAACAUUUAUCCAAAAGAUAUGAGGAAAGAUCAUGCUUUAGCAGAGGAGUUGGAAAAAGUUAAACUUGGAAGCCUUUUGCCAUCAGAUCUGAUCAAAAAGCUUGAAAAUAAAUACCUUGACAAUGAAGAGGCUACUAUCAAAAAUUCGCUGAGCAAAUGUUUAGAUAAAGAAAUACAAAGAUGGAAAGAAGACAAAGAACCAGAGAAACUAAAUGGACAUUUUGAGAGUGAACUACUAGGAAUAUUUGUUAUUCAGAGUAUCUACAGUGGGCAGAAGCGAGCCAAGGACAUCAGUGCGGCAGUGGGCGAGGAGCUGUCGCAUCGCCUGUCGAAGGAGCUGCAUGCCUUCCUGAAAAGCUACAAGGAUGCUUUUGAAGACUUUAAGGAGAAGGGCAAGAAGCACAGAUACUACAAGCCCAUACUUAUCGCAAAUAUUAACAACUGCUGGAAUUUUAGAGACUACACAGAGAAGAACAUGGCAGAGAAGGAUGAGAAUAAAGCCAGUAUCCUCAGCACUCUUAGUGAUGUUGAAAACAGUGGUUUUGACGUGCUGCUUCAACCGCUGUUUGCACAGCUGAAGCCAAUCUUUAAGAAGUUUACAGAAAAUAAGUGGGACUCCAGCAAUGAAAUUAUGAAUGAGAUCAUUAAAAUAACCGGCAAACAUAUUUCUGACUUCCAGACCCUAAAGAACCCUUUCUACCAUGCUAUUAUUGAGAAAAUCCACACCCGUUUGGUUAAAGACUACAUUGUGAGGCUGCUGAAGAGGAAAGUCAGCCUGAAAACUCCUGCACAACAACAAAACUUGGCCCAAAACAUCUCCAAAAACGCUGCUGACCUGGAAGCCUUCUGCAUCAGCAAUGGAUCUCAAGCCACGUGGCUGAAUUCAGCUCUCCCCAAACUGGCUGAAAUAAUCCGACUUCAGGAUUUAGGUGCUAUUAAGAUUGAGGUUGCAACACUCGCCACAACAUACCCAGAUAUCCGCAAAAGACACCUGGAAGCGUUCCUGUACAUCAAAGCCAACUUGUCACGUGGUGAACUCAAAAGCAUCCUGGGCUACUUGGCAGACAGCACAGCAUCCACACUGCCCGGGGUGCCGCUCUUCUCCAACAUAAACGUGUCGUAGGCCAAGGCACUCCUGGGCACCCUCCUUGUGCUGGACUGUAGGCUAAGCCAGGGAUGGAGACAGUUCCAUGGAGCGAUGCACAGUGCACACUGCCACCUUUUCCUACGGAAAGUACCUUGUCCUAAUACGGUGCUCAGUAUCUCUAUGGGAAUCAUGGUCCUCCAUGCACAGCCAGGAAAACAGGGCAUCAGUGGGAGGAUCAGUCCUUACAAGGACUGGGGCUGCUCCCUGCAGCAGCCACAGUGCCCUCCAAGGUCUCCUUGGUGCCUCCACAUUGUCUGUCUGGAUGCUGUCCUGGUGUUCUGAUCUCCAUCUACCUCACAGGGUGCCAUGAAGGACAUGUUGCCGAUUCCCCAGCUAGUCCAGACUGAGCAGACACCUCCUGUCUAGCUUUUUGUUUUCUAAGGAAACAGAGGGGGAAAAUGAAGCCAAAAUUUAGAGAUGCUGGAAAAAAUCCCAUGUGAGCAUGCUUGUACCCCAUCUGCUUUCCUCUGAGCUGGGCAGGGGUGGCUGGGCAGGUUGGGCUGAAGGGAGAGGCACCAGGUUUCAGGUCAGCAGGAGCUGCCACUCAGCCAUGCCAGGAUUCCUGCAGUCCCGCUGCACUGCAGCAUCCCAACAUGCGGGGCUUGGAGUAGCUCUGGCUGCAUGCUCUGCUCCAUGCAGCAGUGUUGUCCAGGGUCAUUGUGGUUUCCAACCCAGCCCUGGACAGCCUUGGCUGGCCUCACAGCAGCGGUCCAGCCAGGGCAGCGUAUGCUUCCUUCACAUUGGUGAGAUAGGAGCACCCAGUGCUGCCAGGAGUCACCAGCCCACCUACAGUGACCCUGUCCAGGGCAUCUGCACUGGAGUGACACCCCACUAACAGAGGAUUAGGAGGAAACUGCCUAUUGCAAUGGAUGAUGUGGGCUAAGCCCUAGCAUCUAGUAAAGCACUUUGGAUAUUGCUUAAGCCUUAUUUGUCAUGGAGACGACUUUUCCAGACCCUGCUGACAUCAUAAGCUUUGAAUGGGUGGUGGAACUGGUGUCCAAUACAUUAUACUGUAUAGAGCAUCCUGUACGUAUCACCAUUUCAUUGCUUGCUCUUUCCACUUUUGCUUUGUGAUAGAUAUGAUGUGAAAACACAAAUGGGUCUGUUGUGAAACUGUUUUGUUUUUACAGCCUAGUUUUUUUGGGAAGCGAAUCGCUUGCCAAAACAGGUUUAGUUGAACACCUUUCCCUUCUGUUUUUCUCUGUUGCAACUUCUAUAUCAGGCUGAGGAAAGUCAAUACGGAGGGAAAACACAUAAUGACUGUGCAAACCAUAUAAUGUAUUUAUAUACAUAUGCAGUAUACCACUGGUGUAUUUUUGCAUCCAAUUUUAUUUUUUCUCAGUUAGAGAUAUUCAUUUGCAAUGUUUAUAUUUAAACACUAUUCAAAUAUGCUAGAGAAGUGACUCA